This is a messenger RNA of Leptopilina heterotoma, 1312 nucleotides long. RefSeq names its product protein snakeskin (gene Ssk). The record is from RefSeq and is a predicted model, not a curated record. The coding region runs from base 117 to 593 and encodes 158 amino acids. Gene Ontology annotation, biological process: septate junction assembly. NCBI's taxonomy places the organism in Eukaryota, Metazoa, Arthropoda, Insecta, Hymenoptera, Figitidae. The transcript is spliced from 4 exons.
GGCUUGGUUCUCACAACCCAUCGAACUCGAUGUGAAUCGCAUUUCAUUUAUCAUCUCUUUACGAACUGGUUCAAAAAAAGUUUUAUAUACAAAAAAGCGAAAAAAAACAAACAAAAAUGGUGUCAGUGCAAACUAUUGGAACUAUAGUGUUAAAAGCCUUAAAAUUGGUAAUAAAUUUAAUCAUUUUGAUUCUCUACCGAACUGGAUACUCGGGAGAAUUUCUUGGAGUUGGAGGGACAUGGAAUUUAAAUGAAGACAAAAAUCCAGACGCAGAAAUUGUUGCUUCUGGUGUUUUUGUUGGAUUUUUCAUUUACACGGCUGUAAUUUUACUUGGCUUUUGCUUUGGAAGUACCGAAGAAAAACGAAGUCUUACUGAAAUUAUUAUGAAUUUUGUUGGAAUGAUUAUGUUUCUUGCCGUUGGUGGAACGGCCCUUCAUUAUUGGCAUGGUUAUCAACCAGAGCAUAAGUUAAUGUACGAUACAACGGAAAGACAGGUUGGACUGGCGUUGGGUUCACUUUGUGUCGUCGAAGGAGCGGCGUAUCUAAUCGACUUAAUUUUGAGUUUCUUACAUUUUGCCAAAGAAGAAUUUUAAGAGACAAAUCUUUAAAGAAACUAUUGAUAAAAGAAAACGAAAGUUCCUGACUAUUAAAAAUUUGCUCCAAAAAAUUUUUUUGAAAUUUCAAUCAAACUGAUUGAAAAUCGUUAAAUUAUUUUCGAUUUUUAUUAUAUUCACAAUUUCAAUCUAAUUGAAAUUAAAUAAUUUAGAAAAUUAUUUAGAAAAUUAGAAAAAUAAAUUUAAAUACGACAAAAAAAUUGAGACAAAUUUAGUUUAGUAAAAUUAAUUAAAUUGACAAAAUUUCAAAUUAUCUACUUAAAUUCAGUUUCCUUUUGUUUUACUGCAUUUAGAAAAAAGUAUUUCGAAAUUAUUUCGUACUUAUGACAAUUGUCUGGUACUCUCUUAUAAUUAAGGUGCAUUCAACGAAAAACGAUCUCAUCUUUUCAUUCAAGCAGUGAAUCACGUUACACAUAAAACUGAAAUCAAUAGAGCAUUAGUCAUGAAAGUACAAUUUUCACACACUAACACAAUCAUUCGAGGAACGCACGAUUUUUCAAUUCAAGAGUUACUGACUCAUUUGACAAUUGAAAAAAAAACACAUUAUCAUUAAAUGUCUACGUUAUUUCUCUAUAAUAGAAAAACCAAAUUCUCUAUUUAUAUUUUAAUUAAAUGAAUUUUUAUUAAGUAUAGGUAUCUUUACUUUUAGUGUAAGUCUUUCAUUAUGUAAAAUAUUUUUAAUAUAAAAUAAAAUUUUC